Molecule: messenger RNA, 3091 nt
Organism: Amphiprion ocellaris (clown anemonefish)
Lineage: Eukaryota; Metazoa; Chordata; Actinopteri; Pomacentridae
Product: carboxypeptidase Z
Exons: 11
Coding region: 81-2060 (659 amino acids)
Biological process (GO): proteolysis
Molecular function (GO): zinc ion binding; metallocarboxypeptidase activity; protein binding
Source: RefSeq, a predicted model, not a curated record
CACACACACACACACACACACACACCCCUCUGGCUGAGUGUGUGAGGUGCCACAUCGCGGACAGACCUAAGUGUUGGAAAAUGCUGCUGAUCCUGCUGCAGUUGUUGGUCCGUGCGUCCUGCGCCGCUCCACGGUGUGACCCGGGAUAUCGAGGACUGUGCAAGCCAACAGUGGAAGAAAAACCCAAAUGUGCAGAUUUGGUGCUGUCCUACUGUGACGACAUGGCCUACGCUCAAACCAUGUACCCAAACAUCCUGGGUCACAAGACUCGUAGUGAUGCCGAGGCCAGCACAGAGUACCUCCUCAUGAGUGUGGUCGAGUCACUGCUGGCCGGAGAGUGCAACCCUGAGAUCCGCAUGCUGGGCUGCUCGGUGUUGGCCCCGCGCUGCGAGAAGGAGAAGGUGCUGAAGCCCUGUCGCAGCACAUGUGAAGCCGUGCGUAAAAAGUGCGCCAACGCCUUCGAGGGGAUACACAUGGCCUGGCCCUACUUCCUGGACUGCGAUCGCUUUUUUGUGAGUGACGAAGAGGGAUGCUACAACCCACUGGAGGGCCUCGGAGCAGAAGAGGACGAACAGGCAGUUGACCUCAUGGAAGAUCCUUCUCUUGAGCCGCCUGCUGCACUGAUGCAGUUCAAGUAUCACUCCAACGGUCAGCUGAUCAGUGUUUUAAAGAACACUGAGAAUCAAUGCUCUGACAUAGCCAGGACCUACAGCAUUGGCCGCAGUAUGGAGGGCAGGGAGCUGCUUGUCAUCGAGUUUUCAAACAAUCCCGGAGAACAUGAGCUGCUUGAGCCAGAGAUAAAGUACAUUGGCAACAUGCAUGGAAAUGAAGUCCUGGGCCGCCAACUACUCAUCUACUUGGCUCAGUACUUGUGCUCGGAGUACCUGCUGGGGAACGAGCGCAUCCAGUCCCUCAUCAACACCACUCGCAUCCAUAUUAUGCCCUCCAUGAACCCUGAUGGAUACGAGGUGGCUGUCUCUGGAGUCAAUGACAAUAACUAUGAAGAGGGUCACGGAUAUGAUUUUCGAAACGUUGGCCGAAACAACGCCCAAAACAUUGACCUGAACAGAAACUUCCCUGAUUUGACAUCCAUCGUUUACAGCAGACGCAGACAAAAGGGCUACCGCACUGACCACAUCCCAAUCCCAGAUCAUUACUGGUUUGGUAAGGUUGCACCGGAGACGUAUGCUGUAAUGAAGUGGAUCCGCUCCAUCCCAUUUGUGCUCUCCGCUAGUUUUCAUGGUGGAGAUCUGGCCGUCUACUACCCUUAUGAUCUGUCCAAACACCCACUGGAACACAACAUGUUCUCACCAACACCAGACGACAAGGUUUUCAAACUUCUUGCAAGAACAUAUGCAAACACCCACGAAACAAUGUCCAGUGAAGAUGCACAGUGUGGACCACGUCGUACUAACGGCCAGAAUGGGAUUGUCAAUGGAGCACAGAGUUCCAGCUUUGCAGGUGGCAUGCAGGACUUCAACUAUCUGCACAGCAACUGUUUUGAGGUGACCGUGGGGCUGGGUUGUGAUAAAUUCCCCCCUGAGGAGGAACUGUCUGUUGGCUGGCAUGAAAACAGUGAAGCUCUGAUCGCAUUCAUGGAGGCAGCCCAUCGCGGUAUCAAAGGCAUUGUAAAGGACGAGUCGGGAAAUGGGAUUAAAAGCGCCCGGAUAUCAGUCAGAGGGUUGCGGCAUGACAUCACAUCAGCUGAAAAUGGAGACUACUGGCGCCUCCUCACCCCUGGCAUCCACAUCAUCAGUGCCUCCGCUCCAGGAUACACCAGAGUCACAAAGAAAGUCCACCUUCCUGCUCGCAUGCGUACAACAGGCCGGGUGGACUUUGUGUUGCAGAAAGCUCCUUCAGACUCUGGCACGCAGGAGGAAGUUGACAGCAUCUUAUCUUUGGGCACCUAUGACCGAUUUGACCCGUACAACCAGUACAGGCGCUACACCCUGACGACUUCUUUGAGUCAGAACCGUGAGGAGAGAGCAGAGAAGCCCUGGUGGUGGAACUACUUUGCAUCGCCGGGUGGACCUGCCCCCACCUGGCUGCUCAAACUCUAGUAGAGCUUUAAUAAUAGAGGGGAAAUAAAAGUUUCUCUUUACACAGCAUACAAACAGACCGAGCUAUAAUCCAAUGACUAUGCUUUGAUUGGUGUUCCACAAGCUUUUAAACUUUUACCCGUAUAUGUUCUGUUUGAUCCCUUGCUUAUACUUGAGUUAUAUUGUAAGCAUCUUACAUCUACAAGCUUUUGCCUUAACUGUUAUGUAACGUCAGUGAAUGACUAUGAUUUACUGAAGAUUUACAUUUGUAAAUUUAUAGCAAUGUUUCCGCAGAAGUACAGAUUUUUUAUUGCCAAGAUUUAUUGUUGUAUGUAGCUAUAAAGCCACUUGCAGUCUUGGUUCAUUUAGAAGGUUUUUAGUAGGAAAUGAACCCAGGUGGCCGCUAGGGGGCAGACUGAAUCAAUAUCUGGUCCAAGCUGCUCCAAACUGUGGAGUCUUAAUAUUCCUCCAGAUGUACACUACCGUUCAAAAGUUUGGGGUUACUUAGAAAUAUCCUUGUUUUUGAAAGAAAAGCAUUUUUUUUCAACGAAGAUGACAUUAAAUGAAUCAGAAAUACAGUUCUAAUGGUACAUUGUGUUAGCUAAUGGUGUUGAAAGGCUAAUUGAUGAUUAGAAAACCCUUGUACAAUUAUGUUAGCAAAUGAAUAAAAGUGUGAGCUUUCAUGGAAACAUGAAAUUUCCUGGGUGACCCCAAACUUUUGAAGGGUAGUGUAUGGAAUGUAAUAAUAUGUGGAAAACAAGAAGCAAUACUGUGGACGAUGAUACAUUUAUUUCUCUUAUUAGUAAGGAAAAGUAGUGAGUUGCUGCCAUGCCGCUCAAUUACUGCAGAAAAAGAACUAGAAAACAAUUUAAGAUUUUAUAGUUUAUGCAUUGUAAAUGUGAACUGAAUGCAUAACAACCAAUAAUGUGCAGCUUUCUACAGCAGCCGAGUAAUAGCAAAAGUCUGAUCAAUCCGUAAUUUUUUACACCUGCAUCUUAAAAACUGUUACACGGAUAGUUUUAAAAAUAAAAUCUUCAUUUAUAGUCAUGCAA